Messenger RNA from Syngnathus acus (greater pipefish), 4459 nucleotides. RefSeq names its product slingshot protein phosphatase 1a (gene ssh1a). Gene Ontology annotation, cellular component: cytoplasm. Lineage: Eukaryota; Metazoa; Chordata; Actinopteri; Syngnathiformes; Syngnathidae. Gene Ontology annotation, biological process: actin cytoskeleton organization; negative regulation of actin filament polymerization; protein dephosphorylation. The transcript has 14 exons. The record is from RefSeq and is a predicted model, not a curated record. The coding region runs from base 22 to 3345 and encodes 1107 amino acids. Gene Ontology annotation, molecular function: protein tyrosine/serine/threonine phosphatase activity; actin binding.
GUGGCGGGUGGAGACUGCAGCAUGUUCAUCCAGUCUGCGAGCCACACACAGACACUCAGGGAAGGGAGGGAGCUCCAGAAGGAGUGGAAUCUUAAACAGCACCGAGCAGAGUGGAUGAGUCGAGGCUGUCUUGUCAGUCCGUCACUCAUAGAGCGAUCGAGUCAAGACUCGGAACCGGCGCCGCCUCAUGGCUCUUUUUUUCUGAAGGCUGGCGAAGAGGAAGUGGCUUGUGGAUCCAACAGGAUGCUCCUGUUUAUAGAAGCCUUUCAUGAGGCUGUGAUGAAGCUGCCUUAUUUUGUGGAGAAUGCCAUGUCGACCCAUAGUGAGGUGCGGCACCUCCUGAGUGAGAGCUUCUUUAUGGUGAAGGGUGCUGCGCUCUUCCUGCAGCAAGGGAGCUCUCAGCAGGGCCAAAGAGUUCAUCCUCACCACAAGCAUGCAGGGGACUUACCACAACACCUCCAAGUGAUGAUAAACAUUCUUCGCUCAGAGGACCGGAUCAAACUGGCCGUGCGGCUGGAGAGUGCAUGGUUAGAUCGUGUGCGAUACAUGGUGGUUGUAUACACCAGUGGACGGCAGGACACAGAGGAGAACAUCCUACUGGGAAUCGACUUUACUAACAAAGACUGCAAAAGCUGUUCGAUUGGCAUGGUGCUACCUCUGUGGAGUGACAGUAAAAUCCAUCUGGAUGGAGAUGGGGGCUUUACUGUGACUACGGCAGGGCGGACUCAUGUCUUUAAACCGGUGUCAGUGCAGGCUAUGUGGUCAGCUCUCCAGGUGCUCCACAAGGCCUGCGAGGUGUCCCGUAGGUACAACUAUUUCCCUGGGGGCAUGGCUCUCACUUGGAUGGGCUACUAUGAAGGCUGCAUUGCUUCAGAGCAGAGUUGUAUCAACGAAUGGAACACCAUGAAGGACUUGGAAUCCACACGCCCAGACUCGCCUACUAUGUUUGUCGACAAGCCUUCAGAGAGAGAAAGAACAGAGUGCCUUAUCAGAGCAAAACUCCGAAGCAUCAUGACAUGCCAGGAUCUUGAGAACGUCACGUGCAAACAGAUCCGCACUGAGUUGGAGCAGCACAUGAGCUGCAAUCUGAAGGAAUUCAAAGAGUUCAUCGACAAUGAGAUGCUGUUGAUUUUGGGCCAGAUGGACAAAGCCACACUCAUCUUUGACCACGUGUACCUGGGCUCUGAAUGGAAUGCGUCAAAUUUGGAAGAACUGCAAGAGACAGGGGUGGGCUAUAUCCUCAAUGUUACCCGAGAGAUAGACAACUUUUUUCCAGGCACGUUCCAUUAUCACAACAUACGCGUGUAUGACGAAGAGGCCACCGACCUGCUGGCUCACUGGAAUGAUACGUACAACUUCAUUGUUAAAGCAAAGAAGAACUACUCCAAGUGUCUUGUUCACUGUAAGAUGGGUGUCAGCCGAUCUGCCUCCACAGUCAUUGCGUACGCCAUGAAAGAGUACGGCUGGUCGCUAGAGAAGGCGUACAACUUUGUCAAGGAAAAGAGAAGCAUCACGCGACCGAACCCAAGUUUCAUGAGACAGCUGGCAGAGUAUGAGGGCAUCCUUGAUGCGAGCAAACAGCGUCACAACAAACUGUGGCAACCGGACGCAGACUGCGAGAUGACCGAGGGUCAGCAGGUCUCAUCCCAGUGCUCUGGUGAGGAAGAGGGAGAUCACCUGACCCCAGAGCCAGCAAUGUCUCCCUGCUGUGAAGAUGCGCUGCCCGAUAGAGGCGCAGCAUGCCCCUCCCCUUGCCGAAAAGUGGCCCUGGAGAUCGACCCUGCCUACAACAACUAUUAUUUCCGGAGGCUGUCUGAUUCUGCGCUGGAUAGUGAGCCCUCAACCCCCGUGCGUGGCCCCCCUCUUCUCGGCAUGGAGAAAGUCUUCAUUGAGAUUGAAGAUGUUGAGCGAGACGCUCUGCUGGACGAUGAGGCAUUUGAUGGCCGGGAGGGUCUGGGCCUUCCGCCUUUUGGCUCUACAGCGGAGGGCACCGCAGCCCAGACCUCCAACCGUGGCCCGGAGCCCCUGGAGGAGCUGCGUCUGCGACUGGAGUUUAGCACAGUGGAGGAAGAGGAUGAGGAAGAUGUGCAAAAGGAGGAGGCGGACAUGGAGGUCCUGAUGCAGCCAGAUGACGGAGGGGGUGGGGAUGGAGGCGGAGGAGCUGAGGAAACGCAGGAUGUAGAGGUGGAAGCGGAAGCCGACAGCAAUGGCAUGGACCUGGCAACCCUGAACGAUAAUUCCAACAAUAACAACCGUUUUACCUCUUACCAGAACAUCAAUGGAACAGCUGCCACUCUUGCAGCCGAUGUGUCUUUAUUUUCACGGAGGGAUUUGAAUUCCAAGCGGAAGCACAUUUCUCUAACCUCGGUUUCAGAUCCUUGCCUUAAACUCCAGCCUCUUGACGUCUCAAACACUCCAUUCCUGCUAUCUUCCGACGACCUUGAGUGUUCCACCCCGUCUCUGUCCGACUGUGCCAACAGCGCUUCAUUUGUUUCUGCAGCGCUCCCCGAUGUACUGCCGCAGCCAACUGACUCCCUUCAUGUUGUCGGGGUGCAGGACUGUGGCGAUGUGUUGCAUGUCAACAUAGAGCUUGAUAGUAGGCCAUCUGUAGGCUCUUCGGAGGUUCUCCCUGAGCUGGUGGCCAUGGAGUUGCACAAAGAUACACCCGCCGUGGCUUGCCACCCGACUCAGCAGACGGAGACCUUUGUGACGUUGCAGAGGUCGGGUGUGGUGCGGCGCCACGCAGAGAGACUAGAGAGACUUUCGGGUUUGACCCAAGAGAGCCUGCAUUCUCUUAAACCUUUGCACAUGUCCAAGAACUUUCAGCACAAGGAGGAAGAGGAAGACUUCACUGUCUUUCCAAUAGACUUGAUGAAAUCAUCUACAUCGUGCCAAGUAAGGUUGGAGCCUCUGGUUGUUCCCCUCACCAAUGAAGUCUUGUUGGGGGUGGUGGGGUCAGGUAUGCUCACCCCCACCUCCUCGCCUCACGGCGCCACACUGACGCGCAGCUCCAGCACUGACAGUCUGCGCAGCGUGAGAGGAAAGCCCGGCCUGGUCCGUCAGCGGGCGCAGGAGAUCGAGACACGGAUGCGUCUGGCGGGCCUCACUGUGUCAUCCAGGCUCAAACGGUCCAACUCGCUGGCCAAGUUGGACAGCCUGGAUAUCUCCUCUGAGGACCUGUGCUCCGCUUGCUCUUCAGAUGCAGGAAGACUACUGCUUCUCUCACUGUCCCCGGAGCCAGAUCACAGCAUGGAGUGGGAGUCUCCUGCCACCCCUGUUCAAUCCCGACCCUGCCGGGAUUUGCACACCGCAGAGAAAGUUCGAGCAGGGGAGCCCAUAAGCUGACACGCACGCUGGUACUCCGGCCUCCCCUCAUUUAUCGCCACGUAGCGCCGUGGAGGGUUGUACAGAUUGUGGACACAAAAAAAGAUAUAUAAAGCAUUCACUUAUUUGCCACAUUGUUUGUCAAACUACUUUGACAGUGAAAGUCAUAUUGCUGUAUCUGACAAGAGAAGCCAUCAUAUCACCUCUGAUUUGGUUGGGAGAAACAAGUGCCUUAUGUUUGAGACCAGAGAGGCACACGGUUUUUGGGAGAAGGCAGAUAAGAGGAUGAGAGCAACCUCCAAUUCACAUACCAUGGGUGGUAUGUACUGAAAAAUGGUAUUGUAUCCAUCUGCAUAUAUUUUUUUUUUUUUUUUUUAAAUCCGCCUGGUACAAAGUUUAUUGACAACCUGUUUAAUUCCCGUCAGAAAGCGUUGUUCUGUAAGUGUUAAUAAUUGUAGUUGUUUACUACACAGUUUGUUUUAGAUGCCACAGGCUUUCAUGUUGAAUUCACGAAAGCUGUUUCUCCCUGAAGUUGAGAUAAAGUGAUGAAAUUGAUGCGUGAGGAAUUGUGAGCUCGAAUGAGUGAUUGAAAUGAAAAGUGGUGAGAGCUUGGCUUUUCACGAUCUUCAGCCAACAUCAGAAUAACUUUCUGAGUGUGUUGUUCCUUUGAGCUGCUUAUUAUUUUUUACAACAACAAAAAAUGAUGUACUGGUACAUAACAAGCUAUCUUCCAAAAUAACGUUGAGAUGUUAACCACCUCAUCAUUCCCUUCAUUGAUCUUUGGGAACGUAAUGAGCAAUCAUGCUGUCUGUCUAAUGUAAUGCAAAUUCAGGAUUUCAUAUCAGAAAUUCUUUUUCUUUUGCCAUAGUUCUAUGAACAUCUUUGACAAGCUGUGAGUACAAAAAGAAGUCAACCUUGAGGAUUGCCAACAUUCAAUUCAUUAUUUUUAAAUGUGAAAAACCAAAGCUCUGUGGCUGUCUCACUAAAUUAAAGCUGUACAAUGUAACCAUCAUGUCAAUCAUGUAUUUAAAUGCUGUCACACCAUUUUGCACAUUUGGGAGAAAUGCGGAAAAAACUUGAGGGAGUUAUUGGGCUUAUUGCUGUUAGGCUUUUAUGCUCAUAUCCACUUUUUUUU